CUUCAUCAGUCAGCUUGCAGUGAUUAUUUGAGAAAGGUUGGUUUCCGCUGGCAGUUUUUCAAAAUUAACUUUUGCCAGAAACAGUGGAAACGCAUUGUGAGUAUUCGUGGUGCGGGAAAUGAGAAAGUGCAGUUAAAUAAAAAUCAUACUGCAGUUGCUGUUCAUGCUGGCCGAAACUAACUGUGAAGCGGUUCUCUUAACUUCGUCUAUCGAGUUGCAAAGAAAAUAUCGAUUAGUGACUUGGGUAUACAAAAAUAAAUCGGGCUUAUAAAUAAAAACAACAGUAUAGUGAAGAACGCAUUCCGUACCCAAAAAAGUUAUCUCUACGUCUCGAUAGUUUGUGCUAAUGUUAUGUGUCUGAAUAUUGAAUAAAUUACGACUAGCCAACACAACUGGUGAUAGUGAAAGAAUGUAGUUUUAUCUGCGGACUGUGAUCGAAGCACACAUAAUAGAUAACUUGUCAAUCAAAUAGCAGUUUCAAGCAACUAAAAAUAAAGUUUCCUGUUGUUAAGGUUGCCUCGGAGCGCGACAGCAAACUAUGCGCCUGGAUGAGCUGGUAGCAUGGUACCAGAAGAAAAUCGGCACAUAUGACAAGCAGCAAUGGGAGAAAACAAUCGAGCAGAAGAUUCUUGCUGGUAUUGACCAUCUGCCGCUCAAGAACACUAAGCUUAAAACUGAACUCAUCGAUGUGGACCUGGUGCGAGGAUCAACAUUCCCAAAGGCCAAAUCCAAACUCUCCAUCCUCACUGUGAUCUAUCUCGCCUCCGUAAGACUCCUCUUCCUACCAGUUUAUGCAAAAUGGUGGGUCCAACAAACCUCUCCGAAGGUUUUCGUUCUCCUCCUGACAUUAUACCUCCUGCAAAUGGUCAACCUAGGCAUCUACAGUUACAAUGUGAACAAAGCCGGAGCCGAACAGGAAGAGCAUAUCGUGGCCAUCUCCGAUUUCUUGAUCCCGAUGGCCCUUAGUUUGCUGUUAAGCGUCAUUCACUCUCAGAUAGUAGCUACAGCGUCAAACAACAGUACCCUUUCACACAAAGUGAAAAAAUGCCACUCACACUCUACGCUAAAAAAGCGCGAACGGAUACGGAGGAAGCGCCGUUUUCGUGCAUCUUAUACCAAUGUCGGCGAAUCGAUGUCAACAGUGACUGUGAAAAGUUCGAGCUGUGAUCAGAAUCAGGAGAGCAAACAUGUGAAAUCGGUCACUGCAUCUCCCACGCGAAGAAAUAAAAAACAAGGUGCUUGUAGCACGAGCAGCAGUACAAGCAACGAAACAUUGGAUCGUCAACGAAUUGACAAGAGUUCCGUUGAUGCUCACUCAAAGGUACAGAACAAUGUAGUUUUGAAUGUUGUAACGAAACGUUCACCCAUUGAGAAAUUGGGUGAAAGUGAUAGACAAGCGGAUGGAAAAAAUAGAAUAAUCGAUAGCCAGGGCAUUUCAAACAUGCAACCGGAACAAUCAGACGACGAUCGGGAUGACUCGGUGUUUCUACAAGAAUCUUGCCAUAUGAAUGGGAACGAUUUAACUUCAACAAACCCACGCGAAGUAUUGAAAAAGGAGUCAUUUCUCCCAACCGACUCCUGUUGUACCUUGCGGAAACGAAACGUGAAUUGGGACCCACAGGUCAGUAGCAGCAACACCAGCCGAACGAAAAAUGAAGACAGAAGCUCCGUUGAUGCCCCGGUUGAUGACGAUGGUUUCGAGAGUUUGAACGGCAAAAGCUCUGGAGGAGAAGAUAGCUCGAACCCUGGGGUACCAACGGCAACAUACUUUAAGAACAUAUCGUACAGUAAUACAUGGACCAGUACAUGCCCUCAGCUGGAAAAGGAGACAAAGUCUGAUAGUGAUACGGACACACUUCGAAAUACCCCAACUAGUCAGGAGCCGACUUGCAGUGCACCCUCGACGACGAUGCAAUUAGGAAAAUGUAGACCUCAUCUGUCCUCCGAGUCCGGUAUUGAACUUCAGCGACAUAAGCGCAAAUCCCAACUGGACGAUGACCACCUGCCUCAUACCGUGGCAGGUCAAAGCGAAUCCAAGGAGGAUGGAUUCGAGAAGACCCUCGAAUCCAGUGGCGAUACGGACGAAGAAAAUGACUCUGAUCCGCAACACAAUGAUGCUGGUCACCAUCAGCAUCACCUGCUUCAACAUCACAGCCAUCACCAUCAUCAUCAGCAUUUGUCAGAAGGUACGAGUACGAACUGUUGUAGGAAUGUAGCCAACACAGAUAGCGAAGAUUGUAGUUAUAGCUCCGAUCUUAACCACUCGGAUGGUCAAAACGAGCAUUCGGAUGACGAUUAUGACUUGGAGGAUGCACCGACUAUUAUACUCAACCCACCAUGUGGGGCCACAGAUAGAGUCAGCUGCACCAUUUGGGAGGCACGGGAAGCUAAAAAAGCGGAAAUGUCUGUACUGGACAUCUCGUCGGCAAUAAUCGAACGCGUCGAAGCCAUGCCGGAAACGUGUGACUACGUCUACAUAGGCGUCGUGCUCAGCCUUAUCCUAUCGCUCAUUCCCGCCUUCUGUAGACUGUGCGAGGCAAUAGUUGAUCCAGCCAACUCCACCGAGCUGAGCUUCCUAGAAAUGCCGGUACUACUGCUGGAGAAGGCUUCUUUUUCCUGCAUCGCAAUUCUACGGUUUGCUCUCGGUGACUCAACGUGGGAAAAGACGGUGCUAAUCUUAGGUUUUGUUCUACGACUGUGCUUGACAUAUCUGUUGUUCUUCCUGCUGGCCGUUGCCGAACGAACCUUCAAGCAAAGGUUUCUCUACGCCAAGCUGUUCUCGCAUCUGACAUCGUCACGAAGAGCCCGACAAUCCGGUAUUCCCCACUUCCGACUGAACAAAGUUCGAAACAUCAAGACAUGGUUAUGCGUGAGAUCAUAUUUGAAACGACGGGGACCCCAAAAUUCGGUCGACGUGAUCGUUUCGGCAGCUUUUAUCAUCACGCUGAUAUUGCUAGCAUUUCUGAGCGUUGAAUGGUUGAAGGAUUCGGUACAUCUUCACUCGCAGUGUAAUCUGGAAGCAUUGGUGUGGUCUUGUGCAUUUGGUGCAUUUCUUUUAAGGUUCAUGACUCUCGGUACCAAGAUCAACAAGAAGUACAAAAGUGUUUCGGUACUUAUAACGGAACAGAUUAAUCUAUACGUGCAAAUUGAACAAAAACCGAACAAAAAAGAAGAACUAAUGAUUUCUAAUAAUGUACUGAAACUGGCAGCUGAUUUACUCAAAGAAUUGGAGUCUCCAUUCAAGAUAUCCGGUCUCAGUGCGAACCCCUAUUUGUAUACCACGGUGAAGGUGGUCAUCCUAUCGGCACUUUCCGGCGUUCUCAGCGAAAUGCUGGGUUUCAAACUUAAACUUCAUAAGAUUAAAAUUAAGUAGACGGUUUCGUUUUACGUACCAGCAGCAGACAACUCACUGUGCUAGCUCUAGAGUAUGUAGAUCAGGCCUGCUGUGGAUAGUGAAUCCAUAUAAUUUUUUUUAUCAAUUUAGGGUAGAGUUGUUUAGGACAAUGUAACGAACAAGCAAUGUUCUGAUGAGAUUGCGAAUGAAUCAAGCAUAGGUUUUCGUGAACCGUUACGUAGACUACACAUUUAUUUUUUAGGGCGAAAGCAUUUUUUAGGCUUUGAAUCCUCCCCAUCCCUCAACAGCAACUGUCGAUAGAUUUUAGCUAUGGAAAAGUGGUAUUUUUCGAAGUACUAUAUUUUAGAAGAGAAUAAAAUAAACGACAUACAUGGUCGUAUGAAAAAAAAAGAAAACUCAUGUGAUUGAUAUAUGAUUCGUUGAACGAUUGACAGUGCUGUAAUAAAGUAUUCAUUGUUGAA
Messenger RNA from Toxorhynchites rutilus septentrionalis, 3816 nucleotides. It is a transcript of the gene phtf, whose product is annotated as protein phtf. Lineage: Eukaryota; Metazoa; Arthropoda; Insecta; Diptera; Culicidae. The record is from RefSeq and is a predicted model, not a curated record. The transcript is spliced from 8 exons. The coding region runs from base 539 to 3373 and encodes 944 amino acids. Gene Ontology annotation, cellular component: endoplasmic reticulum.